UCAAUCGCUGGGGAUCAAGUGGCUUUAAGCCACUUUUACCUGUGUCAAAUGCCUUUAAGCGACUAGACGAGGAGAAAUGGCAUCUCAAGGAAAAAUGCAAGAGCUUGAUGUGGACAGUAUACUUCCACUUGUUGGAGAAUUUUCUCGCUUUCAAUAUGUUCUAGAAGCCUUGCUAUGCAUUUCCAUUAUACCCCAAGCACUUCAAGAAUUCAUGAUGUAUUUUGCUGCGCACAACUCGCCGUGGCGUUGCACAUACAAUAGCACGGUUUGCACUUUUCCGCAGAAUAUGACAUUCAGCUUGGGUGAUUCACUGUAUGAAGAAAGAUGCAAAUUGGAGAGAAAAGAAUGGGAAUUUGUCUAUUCAAAAGAUUACUCAAUCAUGACUCAGUUUGACCUCUACUGCGACAAAGAAAUCUACGGGUAUUUGACAACGUCGUUAUUUUUCAUUGGGUGGGCAGUCGGUGCUGUUGCUCUUGGCAUCGUAGCUGACAGGUUUGGUCGUCGGAAGGUCCUGUUUCCAUCUUUGGCUGUGAUAAUCAUUGUUGGAUUUCUCAGCACAUUUUCACCUAAUUUCUGGGUCUUCCUCACUACCAGAAUCAUUGUUGGUUUCUUCACACCAGGCACGGGCGUUCAAAUGUUCGUCAUUGCUUCAGAGUUUGUUGGUACAAAAUACAGACCGCUUAGUGGAAUCAUUUUGUGGUCGUUUUAUGCUGUGUCGCUGAUUAUUCUCGGAGUACAGGCCUAUUUUAUUCGCGAAUGGAAAAAGCUCUACAUUAUAUCCACUGUCCCAUAUAUCUUUGUACUUGCUUUCGCCAAGUUCGUUCCAGAGUCAAUAAGAUGGUUAAACCUUAAUGGCCGCCAAGAGGAAGCAAUGAAACUACUGCGAAGAAUUGCAAAGUUCAAUAAGAAACAGCUGCCAGAAAAUGUAACACUUAAAGCUCCAUGUACUGGUCCAAAAGUCAAAACAAAUCCCAUUGAUCUCUUUGUUCCAACCAAAAUGGCUUUGCAGAGUCUAGUACAAAGCUAUGCCUGGAUGGUAAAUGGACUUGUCUAUUAUGGAGUUACGCUUGCCUCGGAUGCCCUUAGUGGAGCUAUGUACCAAGAUUUCAUCCUUACAUCAUUGGUGGAAUUUCCUGCCAUUGUCUUCGCCAUAUACUUUUGCAACGCUUUUGGCAGAAAAAAGACAGUCAUUAUCUCGUUAGCUACCGCCAGCAUUGCCUGUCUUCUCAUUCCAGCUAUACCCGUUGAUCAAGGCAAAGGCUUAUCCAUAUUGCGGAUUCUUGUUGGAAUGAUUGGUAAAUGUGGCGUUGCUACAUCUUUUGACAGUAUAUAUACCUGGGCAGUUGAAAUUUACCCGACAGUCAUCAGAUCACAGGGGCUUGGACUUUUGCAAAUAGCAAGUCGAAUUGGAUCCGCAGGGGCACCAUGGAUUGCUUCCGGACUGAGGCCGGUACACGCCUCGUUGCCCUUCAUUGUCAUGGGAGGAAGCAGUUUGAUUGCCGUUGCUAUGUUGUUUUAUUUGCCAGAGACCAAAGGGAUGAAAACUGCCGAAACGUUCUGGGACAAAGAAGAUGAAAGCAAGGUACUCAUAGACCCCGUUUACACAUAGACCUGGACCAGAUCAGAUUCACAAGUACCAGUAUACUUUAGGAUCCUAUUCCUGAAAUGGCAAUGCAUUUACAUGGGAUCCGAUCCAGAACCAUUUGCGUUUACACGGGAACGGAUCCAGAUGAAUUCAACAGGUUACGCACAUGCGCUUUUCGAAAAUUGGCGCGCAUAUGACGUUUUCACGUCUUGAUGCGUGAUCAAAACACAGUUCAACCUGAACAUGGAGGUAGGGAAUGCUAAAAAGGGUAAAUUUUCUUGGACUGAAGAAGAAACUGCGCUUUGUUUAAAAGUAGUAUUGGAUUACAAAAUUGCAAAGUUUGCAGGUGAACAAAUUGGUAAAAUAUGAAACGAAGAAAGAUGACAUAUCGUCAAAGUUUCCUAAUAAUUCUACAACACAGUAGUCUGUGAACUUGUUGUUCGGUUUUCUUGGCGCCAAAAAGCCACGGAUUAUAUAUUCAAACUACCUUGAAUUGAAAAAUAUUCUGUCUUACUUUCGACAAAUAACGUAGACGGAUUCGAUCUGGACCAGAUUCACCUAUUUACACAGGAUCCGGUCAAGAUCGGAUCCAUACGGUAUCACCUCUGAAAGCGAUUCCAAAAGUGUUCGUAUAGCGGAUCCAAAAGUAUACGGCUCAACCAGUUCCCGUGUAAACGCAAAGCCUUCUAGUACUCUUUUGGAUCUGAUCCAGAUCGGAUCCACUCUCGUGUUUACGGGGUCUUACUUGAUUUCCAAAAAGAAGCGGACGGUUUUAAUGCCAAGGUUAACAUGACCUACAACAAUGGUGAUGAGGUUUCGAGAAUCUUUAGCAGCUGCCAAAGUUUGCAUGAAUUUGGAAUUGCUUGUUAGACUAUAUUCCCCUAUAUUUCGUUGUCUUGUAUGUUUUGUUAUUCUAUAAUGGAUCUUUCUGUGAGUAAGC
Molecule: messenger RNA, 2525 nt
Organism: Rhopilema esculentum
Lineage: Eukaryota; Metazoa; Cnidaria; Scyphozoa; Rhizostomeae; Rhizostomatidae
Product: solute carrier family 22 member 15
Biological process (GO): transmembrane transport
Cellular component (GO): membrane
Molecular function (GO): transmembrane transporter activity
Source: RefSeq, a predicted model, not a curated record